Messenger RNA from Drosophila yakuba, 2547 nucleotides. RefSeq lists its product as uncharacterized. NCBI's taxonomy places the organism in Eukaryota, Metazoa, Arthropoda, Insecta, Diptera, Drosophilidae. The record is from RefSeq and is a predicted model, not a curated record.
GAAUGACAUAUUCUUUUAAAGUUAAUGAAUCUCUUUAAACUGAAAUGGUAUCUAUCAAAAAUAUGACUUAUUUUUCCCGUUGCGUAGAAAAAAAGAUUCGAAUCGCAGUCAGCGAAAUCUGUUCAACCUAUUAACGAAACAUAAGGCGUUAUAUAAGGGAAUCGACUUAAAAGGCGUUCAGAGAUUGCCCUAUCAGUUGUCAGUAAUGGCAGUUCUUUGUUUACGACUGUCCCAUUAUCGAAUUUUAAAACCAUCGUGAUUUGUUUCGAUCCAGGUCUGUUACUCAAAGCCACUUGAAAUUUGAACUCCCCGCCGCCAAGUAACAUCUAUGUGCACCAUAUCGCCUUGGCCUUGGCCACAUACUAUGUGUAUGUAGCUGGAGUUGUGAGGGGGAUUUUUAAAAAUAGACCAAUUCCCUUUUUUUUCGCUGAAGAGGUCUUCCCAUCUCAUGUUCUUUGCCUUUCGCCCAUCCAGCGAUAAUACGCAAUCUGGGAGAGAGUAUCGCUUUGAGAACUCUCUUCAGGCGUGGAAAGUUUGUCGGGGGUUGUACUUAUCGACCACCACCAGGAGCGUAGUGAAAAAGGGGGUGGUGUUUACAAUUGUGCAGUGGGCACAGUGUGCUCACGGUAUUUGUUAUUUACAUAACAAAGAUUGCUUGUCAGGUAAACUCACACUGGAUCAUGGCUAUGCAUAGUGGUGAAGGAAUAAUAUAGAAUGUUUAUUGAUUUACGCCUAUUUAAUGGCUAUUAGUAAGAAGAAAUAUGUAUUUAAACACAUUACAUUGUUGUUGUUCUAUAAUAUGAAAAAAAAUAUAUGUUCUUACCUUAUUAAUAUUUUAAUUUGAGUACUAGCACAAAAUUCAAAAUAUAUUUGGUCAUGACAUGUGGUGCACUCUGGUAUGUGCUAUACUCUGAGCACUUUGCCCCACUGUGCCACGAGAUCUGUACAAUCGGGGACACAUGCGCUGGUUGCACGCACUGCCAGCUGCGAUUGCAUGCAACCGCGAUUCAUACGCAACGGGGGUUCAGACAAAGGACGCAUGUAUAUAGCUCAGAAAUCGGCCAGACACAUGCCACGCGUUUCCUGCUCAGUCGAGUGGGCCUGCUCAGCCACAGCAGAUCGAUUAGGAUGCGAUUCAAGACGAGUAUUACCAUAGGCCAUGGACAGCCACACAGGAAUCGACGGCUAAUGGAGCUGGACGACGACAGUCUGCUGAUGAUUUGCGAACAUCUGUCGCUGGGAGACCAACUGAGACUAAUGGAAGUGCAGGAGGAGCGAUUGUCCAGCCUGAUACUGCACUUGUGGUCCAACAGAUACGCCAAGCAGUUUGAUUUUCGCCGGGAGCAGCAAUUAAAGCUGCUAAAGCCCGACGAGCAGGCUCAAAUAUUGGAUCACUUAGGCCGGCGAACAAGAGCCUUAAUUAACCUGCCCGGAACCGGAGAAGGAUGCCGGAAGUGGCUCAAACGGAUGCGACAAAGCCUCACCCAUUUGCAGAGACUCAGUUUCACGAAAAGUAAUACAUUGGUAAUACAGAAGCUCCCCCACCUGUGCCCCAAUUUGGUGGACCUUCAACUUGGCGAGUGUGAGGGCUUAACACCCCCAGAUUUGGAUUUCAUGUUAAGGAACCUUGAAAACAUAAAAGUAUUUGGUAUGCGCUCGAGACGGAGGUGCAGCCAAAGGCGGUACCAGUAUCCCAAAAAUCUGGAGAUCCUAAAACUACCGGCUUGUAUGGUUAACGCCUGUGCUGCUGAGAUCUUUCAAUUGCCCCGACUCCGUCAAUUGACAGCUUUUCUGUGUCCAAAUUUGGGGCACGGCCACCUGGACGAUGAUGAUGGCAAGGCGAGUGGCAGUGGCACAGGAACUUUGUCCGCGUGCCUGCAGCAAAUUCGGGGUCGCAAUUGUCGGAUUGUGGGUCUCCGUUUGCAGUGUCGACUGGAUGACUGCAUGUCAGUCGUCGACGUCGAAGAGGUAUUCCGGCUGCAAUCCUUUGCCUGGCACUCGCAGCUGACGGUGCACUAUGAUGUGGCGGACGGAGUCAAGUGGAUGCCACAGCGACCGCAGGCCGUGCGCUCCCUUCUCCGCUUCCUUGCCACCCAGGCGGCCAGUUUGCGGGAAUUGGAUUUCACGCGUAACGCACAUGCCACGCCCACAUUCCUCGCACAACUGGACGCCCACUUGAGGCGGGCCGGCGGAUGUCCUUCCAACCAACUGACAAAUACGGAUGCGGAUGUAAAAGCGAAUAGGGGUGCGGAUGCGAAUACGGAUGCGGAUACAGCUGAGACAAACGAUUUGGCGUUUGUCGAGCUGGAAUUGCUGCAUUUGCCUAAUGAACAAACGGAAGCGGGCACCGUAGAGGACAGCGAUGAGGGAUUGGGCCAAAAGGAUAAUGGAUUGCUGAUGUGGGGGGCGAAUUAAGAGCAAAUUAAGUAAAUCUCCUGUGCUGCCCCUGAUAAUUUAAAGUCAACAUGGAGCUCAUUGUGUUAGUCCCUUAAGAAAUAUUUAAUAAUAAACAUGUCCUUAAUUUAGGGCAAAGUCAAACAUUUUAAA